Alosa alosa (allis shad) is the source of this 4639-nucleotide messenger RNA. It is a transcript of the gene ppef2a, whose product is annotated as protein phosphatase with EF-hand domain 2a. Gene Ontology annotation, biological process: detection of stimulus involved in sensory perception; negative regulation of MAPK cascade. Gene Ontology annotation, molecular function: calcium ion binding; iron ion binding; protein serine/threonine phosphatase activity. The record is from RefSeq and is a predicted model, not a curated record. The coding region runs from base 1677 to 3911 and encodes 744 amino acids. The transcript has 19 exons. Lineage: Eukaryota; Metazoa; Chordata; Actinopteri; Clupeiformes; Clupeidae. Gene Ontology annotation, cellular component: nucleus; cytosol.
GCUUUGAAUAUUGUGGUGUGCUGGAAGUUUGCCAUAUUUCUUGCCACUCUAGAUGUUUUUUGUAAAUGUGGAAAUAGUAAUGACUUGCUUUUCACUCUGACAUCAACUGUGAGACCUGUAUGCACUGUAUGUUUUUCCCCCAUUGCUAAUUAGGUCCAGUUGUAACAUUGCACUGUUAUCUUGACCAUCUUUGCAUUCAACUAUAUGGUUGAUUUCAAAGCGUUAAAUGCCUCAAAUUUAUGUCUGAACUGAUACAUUUCACAAUCACACAUAUACAUUUCACAAUAACACUAAGAUUAAGAUAAAUUAUUAUCAGACUAACACAGAAAGACAAAAUUGUUCAGGUUCCCCUGUGAUCUUGCCCAAGCUACUAAAGCAAUGUCCCACCAUUAAACAGCCUAGUGUACUGGUCAAUGUUGUUGUAAAUUGUAAUUUGGAAAUGUAUUUAAGAUUCUUGUGAUAUUGAAGACCUUGUUUAAGUUAAGUUAUAGACUAUGCUUGACAUUUACUACCUAUGGCAAGUUGCAUUGCAAGUUAGCUCUCGGGUAGUAAAAGUCAAAGUGUGCCGUCUUAAUGUCACAGUAUCCACUCGAAGGCAAAGGACAAAAGUGUGUUGAGCAAAAAGUUUGCAUUUCCGAUUUCUUCGUCCCCGCAAGAGUUUAACAGGUGCGAUAAUUCAAAAAUCCCCAUGUUAUUUUCCCAUAGGAAAAAUCUCAAGAUACCAGAUAUCCUUAUAUGGACAAAGAUGGUAGCUUUUUUGUAGGUGAACUUCAGAGGUCUAUUGGGGAAAAUCAACACUGCUGAAAUGGCAAAUAUAGUUUUAUAUAAACAUAAAUAAAGCAAAAGGCUAUUUGCCAAAGCAAGUUGCUCAAUAUUUCAAUUGAAUUUUACUUUGUCAUAACUUUUACAAGCUUUCAGCAGAAGAGCUGUGCAUACUCACAGACACAAUGCUACCAGCGUAUUAUAAAUGUUGUCUUUUUACUGAAAGGUGCUACAGAUCUGAAGCACUGUGUUGGUUGGCUGAGAUUGCUUAUGGUCUGAGCCACUAUUAUUUGUGUGCCAUUUACAUGUACAGAGGCAGAACUGUGCAUGGACACCAGAGGUCACUAAAUGAACACCUAGAGGACCGUGAGGAGCAAUUUGCAAUUAGACAAAAAGUGUAUGGUGUCACAGUUGUCACAACUCUAAAUGCUAGAAGAUUUCCACAGAACAAGUACUUGGAAAGAGAAACUAAAAAAAUGUUAACAGUGGGAUCCUCAUUGGAUGUUUUUGUAGAUGUGUGUGUCCCUUUGCCAGAGCCCACCCUUUGGUAGAGUGCUAUGUCUCUAUUUCAAGUGCUGUCUAGCCGCAUCAUGGUAUUAAACUAAUCCACUUAAAGAUUGUUAUCUUAAUUAAGCAACUUGAAGAAAUGCUCUUAGUUUACCUUAAGAGGAAGAAGAGCGCAGAAGCCGGAGUGUGUAAUCUGAAGUAACCCAUGUGUCCAGCAGUAGUGUCUGUGUGUGCACAGCCUCUUCCACCACUCAAAUGGAGUUGUUGACAUGUCUCUUGUCAUGGUCUCUGGAUAUGUUGGUAUCGCUUAAAAUACAUCAUUUGUGUUAAUUACAUGAAAAAAUGGGGAGAUACAAAGCUGACAAGACCAUUUGCUGACAGAAAAGCUGCUGUUAUCAGGAGGAGAAAUGGGAUGUGGUGUAACAAAAUCAAGUGAAUUCUGCAGUAAAAAAGAUGAAAAAGAUGUGCCAUUGAUUGCAGUCCCAGCGGCCACAUCUAUGAGAGCAGCAGUACUGAUACAGCGCUGGUAUAGGCAGUAUGUGGCACGGAUGGAGAUGCGACGUCGAUAUACAUGGAAUAUUUUCCAAUCUAUGGAAUAUGCAGGAGAACAGGACCAGAUCAAGCUCUAUAACUUCCUUGGUUAUCUCGUGGACAACUUCACACCAUCAAGUACAGAGAGAAACCUAAUUUCCCAUAUCUUCAGAGAAAAUGAAGUUUGUCGUGAUGUUGAAUGGGAGAGGUAUUUCUCCUAUGAGAACAUUGAUGUACCUGAUAUUUACUCUGGCCCACGGCUCACCUUCCCCCUCUCUGUCAGUCAGGUAGCAGACCUUGUUGAAGCCUUCAAAAACAAGCAACAACUUCACUCUCGCUAUGUUCUUCAACUUCUUCUUGAUACUUGGAAACUUCUCAGAAUAUUGCCAAAUAUAAACCGAGUGUCAACCUGUCAAAGCAAGGAGAUCACAAUUUGUGGUGACUUACAUGGGCAAUUGGAGGACUUGUUGUUGAUAUUUUACAAGAAUGGCAUGCCUUCCCUGGACACACCAUAUGUUUUUAAUGGAGACUUUGUGGAUAGAGGCAAGGACUCUAUUGAGAUUCUUCUCAUCCUCUUUGCCUUUUUGCUUGUGUAUCCUGGUGAUGUGCACCUCAAUCGAGGGAACCACGAAGACCAUAUAAUCAACCUAAGAUAUGGAUUCACAAAAGAGGUACUUGGAAAGUACAAGCUUCAUGGCAAAAGAAUUUUGAAACUUCUUCAGAAGAUUUUCAGCUGGCUACCCUUGGCGACAGUAAUUGAUCAGAGAGUACUGAUUGUUCAUGGAGGUAUCUCUGAUACCACUGACCUGGCAUUAAUCACAAGAAUUGACAGACACAAAUAUGUGUCAGCUCUAAGGCCUCCAAAGAAAAAGACAACUCUGUCAGGUGGACAGUCAUCCAUGGACUCAGAGUUCGACAACGAUUCUAUUUCAAACAUGAGUAUGCAAAAUAAGAGACGUGCCUCAGUGACAUUCAGCAAAACCUUUGGCCCUCGCGAUAGUUUUCAGCGACGGUCACUUCAGGAUUUCUCUGGCAUAGUGAACCGAACAGUGGAAGAGGAGCAGGAGGUCAGACGGAGGCAGGGGGCAUUCCUCCAAACUGGAUACAGUUGCUCUCAUCGGGACCUGAAGCCCUCCUUCCCCUCGGAAUCAGACUCAGACUCCACAGAUGCCCCUGAUGUCAGUAAUGAGGAGUGGAAACAGAUUCUGGACCUGCUGUGGAGUGAUCCAAUGUCUCAGGAUGGCUGUUUCCCCAAUGAGCUGCGAGGUGGAGGUUGCUACUGGGGGCCAAAUGUGACUGAGGAAUUUCUGAACAGACACAACCUCCAGCUAAUCAUCCGUUCUCAUGAGUGCAAACAGGAGGGCUACGAAUUCUGCCACAACCGCAAGGUGCUUACACUUUUCUCUGCAUCCAACUACUAUGAGGUUGGCAGUAACCGUGGAGCCUACAUAAGACUGGGUCCAGACCUAGUGCCUUAUCUCAUUCAAUACCAAGCUAGUGAUAUGACACGCGAACUUACCCUCAAGCAAAGUGUGGGUCGAACAGAACGCUCAGCUCUCAAAGCCCUGCGAGAGCAACUGUUUGUACAUAAAACUGACCUCCUCAGAGCCUUUAAAGAAUACGACGAAGACAACACAGGCCUCAUCUCCUUGAAUAACUGGGCCAAAGCAGUAGGAACGGUGUUGCACCUGGACUUACCCUGGAGGAUGCUUCGUUCUCAACUGGUCACUCUGACUCCAAACAACAUGCUUGACUAUCACAGCUGGUUCAAGGAGCUUUCCAUAAAAGACCCAAAUGUAGAGCGUGUAGAGCAGACUGUUUUGGAGACUCUCUACAAGCAUCGAUCCACUUUGGAGACGAUAUUUAGGAUCGUUGACACUGACAAUUCAGGACUGAUUUCUUUUGAGGACUUCCGACAGACAUGGAGGCUACUUAGUGCCUAUCUAAAAAUGGAGAUUUCAGACGAGGCUAUUUCAGAUUUACUGAUAAGCAUUGAUACCAACAAUGAUGGCAGUAUUGACAUUGAGGAGUUCAUGGAAGCUUUUCGUUUCGUUGAUCGAAAUCGACUGGAACGUGGACGCAGUAUAUUCAACCCCAAAGACAUGUCCUGACCUAAGCAGAAAGGACCAUGGAUAGUUUUCUCAAUUAUAAAAUAUAAAAGUGUAAAGAAAGCCAGAAAAGUCAUUCAGCAAAGCCAGAGAGUUUUUCCAUAAUGAUUUCCACUAUCAGAGGAAAAUAUUGAUUUUAAGUAUUAGGCAAUAGGCUAAUACUGUGUGACCAUGAUAUAUUUUUGUAUUUAGAAUUUAGAAAGAUAUUUUGUGAAAACUAUGAUAUUGAUCUCCAAUAAUGCUGAAUGAGGGAAAUCAAACUUGAAGUUAACUUAGAAAAAUGCUGUACUGUAAUUUAUUUUUGUCUUAUUUUGUACUUAAUAAACACAUUUAAAUAUUUUGGGCUUGAUAAAAUGUUGGAGUUAUAAAAUGCAACGAUAACUUGUAACAAUUGUUUUUGAGUUUUGUGUAGACUAGAGGCUAUUGUGCAAUACAAUUGCCCACAGCAUGUACAGUAAUAUUAAUAUGAAUAGCCAGAUUAUUGACAUUAUCAUUGUACUCCUACCUGUCAGCUAGUUCAGCUUUCUUUCUGCCUUUCAACUAUUUCACAUAAGUAGACUUGUGUUUGGGGUAAAAACACGGUCUUCAGUAAGUACACGGUAUUCAGUAAGUACACUACGCAAUUUUUGGGUAAAUCGGGUUUUAUAGAUCCCAAAAUUACCAAAAAUAUCACAACAUUCAAUACAUUUGUAUUAGUUAAUAGUUAAUAAAACUAAAAGUUAUCUAAAACA